AUGUUGGAUGGCAUCCUGGGUUCCUCUGCCACUGAUUCACUGUACAGAGAAGCAGUCAUUGCUGGGGCUGAGCUGAGGGCUGUUUUGUCUUUCCAUGUUCACAGGAGCAAGAAAGGUGAUAUGGAGAGUGCAGUAGAAGGUCCUCAAGAGCAUGGCAGGCAAGGAGCUAAAUCCACACAGCACCCUGGAUACCCUAUUCAGAACAAGCCUUCAAAUACAUCCCAGGGAGCAGGAAGGCUACAGACAGCCAACAUCAUGACUCUUCCUGCUUCCAUGCAGACCAGUGGCAAGCUGUCACCUUCAGCCCCUGGUCAGCUAAACCCAGAAGGGAGCCAGAAGCCUGCACAGGAGACUGUCACUGCUGCAGCAGCUCAGGUGGGAAGUGACCACCCUCCUCCUGGAGCACCUCACUCUCUGAGUAAGGGGCUGCAGGACAGGCUGGUCUGUCACAACCUCGACCCACGAGCUUCCACAUCCCUGCAGCAGUUGAGAACUGUUCAACCAGAUGCAGACAGUCUCAGGAAGGCAGGAGUCUCGGCCCACAGGCAAAAUUCGUCUGUAACAUCAAGGCCUGUUCUGGGUUCAAAAGGCAGAAUUGGGAACCAGCAACCUCAGGAAGAGCUGGCCUUGGAUAAAUUCAGGAAAACCCUGCCAUUACAAAAUACAAGUAUUGGAAAUGGACCAUUGCAGCUCUCUAGAUGCCUUUCUGCUUCUACUUCGGUGAGGCAACCUGGCACAGCUCCAGGGGGAAGCCUUAAGCACCACAGGCAACCUCCCCCAGUGAGAAGAUUUACCAGCAAGCCUCCCACUUUGGGCAACCCCCAGGGGACUACAAAUAAAACCAGCCUGAACCCAGGUGUCACUUUGCCAUGGCCAAGGCCCACAGUUAAAGAGGGCGUGGACAGGAAAGUGGUGCUUCCUGGACACACAGAAGAAGGCCAAGGGACAGGUCACCCAAACCAGUCCUGCAGCUGUCUGCACAGCUCCAGCACACACAUACUUGAGGAUGGUUUGAGGAUAGACCAGCCUAAACCAGAAGAGCAGAAGGCAAGUGGCAUGCAGGCUGGGACCCCACCAGCUCCAGAUCGUAGGAAUCAGCUGGAGGAGUGGUUGAUAUCCAAAGGCAAGAAAUACAAGCGGCCACCCAUGUCUCAACUACGAAAUCAGAAUGUGAUGCCACCCUUUAGAAAGAUGAAAGCAAAAGCCAAUCAAGAGAAUCCAGAGCAGCACUGCCAAGCAGCAAGCAAAACCAUAUUAACUGAGUGCCUGAAGCUCGUUGAGGAGGUGGGAAUGGGAAAGGAGCUGCUUGAACGAGCUUCUCUCCUGGAGUGUGCCAGGGGAUGAGGGCCAUGUCCCUCCGGUAGCUAAGAGGGGUUGGGAAUAAGUGUUCAGUUGACAGAGGGGAAACAUAGGAAAAUUAAAGCCCUCAUAAAGUUAUGGGUAGGCCAAAGGCAUGCAGUGAGCUGUGCCAACCAGGAGAAUAGAGAGGUACCCAGUUGAGGUAGAGACUGUUGUGGUUUAACCCCAGCCAGCAGCCAAGCCCCAUGCAGCUGCUCAUGCAGUCCAUUGCUGCACUAGACUUCUCAUUAGGAGUAGAAAUGAGCCAAGACACACCCUUAAUAAUGUGAAAAAGGUCCCAGAU
Messenger RNA from Oenanthe melanoleuca, 1642 nucleotides. RefSeq lists its product as uncharacterized. The transcript is spliced from 4 exons. The record is from RefSeq and is a predicted model, not a curated record. Lineage: Eukaryota; Metazoa; Chordata; Aves; Passeriformes; Muscicapidae. The coding region runs from base 1 to 1344 and encodes 447 amino acids.